AUGUUUCCCAUCAUGGUGUCCCCCGUCAUCUCGUCUUCCGAGCCAGCCAAGGAGAGCAAACUUACCAGAGCUUGGAAAAGAGUAUCUGGUGAAUCUCAAGCAACCGAUUCGAAAUUGCCAGGCGAAAAAAUUUCAAUUGAUUUGAGACGCACUUCAACGGUUAAUUCUAAAGGAAUGAAACCCCCUCUUGAACCACACAAAAGAAGUGCCAGCGUACAGCUGGAGACGACUACGAAGAAGAUGGACACCGUUGGAGAAGAAGCCGCCGGUGAACUUGGGGGGUUUGGUGGACUUGGAAUCAAUUUCUAUGAUCAUCUUGGUAACAAAAUUGCGCCGCAGGCAAUUGUACCUCCUGAAAUACCCAGAAGUCAAUCUCCUCAAAUACCAAGGACUCAAUCUCCUCGAGCGCCGGGUACUCAGAAGCCCAUGUCGCCGCUUCCAAAGGAUCCGCCUGUAGUUGCACGAUCACCUUUGGUAAUUCGCGAAUCCUUCACUCAAAACUUCAGCUUUCCUGAAAAUCCGGACCCAGAAGCUAUUGUCGAUAGCGACGCUUUCCUUGGUAGUCUUCUCGAAAGAACCCUUCGCGAGCAAUCCGAAGCUCUUUGUCCAAGUCCAACGGGGAGCAGGAAGAGCUCUAUUCGCCUCAAUACACCAAAGAGCAUCCGUCAAGUCUCUGCUGCCAAGCCAAUUACAACUUCUGGUCCCUUCGGAAUGAGAAAUUAUACGGCACCAAUGAAUAUAACUUCUUCGUCUGAGCUCACGUAUACACCAACCCGAGGACCAAAGCUAGGUAUCACAACAUCAUUACCACAUUCGCGAAUUUUGAGUUUGCGAACACCGAGCGUUACUGAAUCAGAAGUGGCAGAUUAUUUUAAUUCUGGAGUUAUCAGUAAAGAAAAUAGUGGUUUUACUCCCGAGUCAGUUACAAGUGAAACGCCGUUCCCACUAAAUUCGAAGAUUUACCGAAUCCCAUCAUCCCCUACAAUUGCCAAGCGCUCUUCCCGAAAUAAGCCGUCUAAGCCACAACGUGGUGAGCUUUACUUCUUCGAACACGAACGGCAAAAGAUUGAACAACUCGUUGCGCAAAGUGAAAAUCGAAAUUGUACAGAGCAUCAAAAUUGUGCCGAUUGUAUUGAGAAGGAAUACGCAUAUUACGAGAACAGAAUCAUGUCUACUUCAAUGCCCCCAGAACGUCGCCAACAGAUCAUGAAGGCCAAUAGAUCUAUUCGCAAUAUCAAGAAUGAGCUUGAGAACCUUCUUGAAGAUGAACUCAUUACUUACGAGGUGUAUGAGCUUAUGGUUAGCAAACUUCCCUCGGAAAACAGCUUGAACUCGACCUCUUCCCCCGCUCCUCGUGCCAACGUUGCCGCUCCAGCACCAGUCGCUCCCGUCGCCGCAUUCUCACAAUUGAAUGUCAACGAUAACCCUCCACCAUCAUACCAAUCUACUCCAAACCUUCCUCCCCGCGGACCAACCCAACCACCUGCUCGACCAGAAGUCGGACGCGCCACCGCUCUUUACCGUUAUACCGAACCUGAAGACUGCAACUUCGAUGUUGGUGAUAUUAUUAUCAUCUACGAAUACAUGAAUGAUGAUUGGUGGAUGGGCAAGAAUGAAAAGACUGGAAGAGAGGGUGUAUUCCCAUCGAACUACGUCCAGAAGCAUCAAAACCAGUCUCCCCAGGGCGCCUAUUAUGGCAACGAGAAGGCCACAUACAACCCAUAUGGCUCUCAACAACAAGGAAUUGUACCACCCGGACCAAGCAACCCUUACAAUAGCUCCGUUCCCCCAAUGGCUGUCGCAGAACAACCUACCGAAGAAAAGUCUAGCAAGGGUGGAGAGAUGGGUAAGAAGUUUGGUAAGAAAUUGGGCAAUGCCGCUAUCUUCGGUGCUGGAGCUACGAUCGGUGGAAACAUUGUCAACUCGAUUUUCUAAAUAUUAUGGUUGUCAUGCUUUUUGAAGUAAAGAUUCUCCGACGUCUACAUAACAAUUACUCGGGGGAAAAAAAGACAGACUUUUCCUAUCUCCAAGUAUCGAUAGGGGUUUGAACUAUUUACAGCUGGCUUCUUCACUCUGGAGGGCCACAAUUUUCGAGUCGGGAGUUUUCUUAUAUUACGGCAAUGCAUGUUUUGAUUACAGUGUUGCUCUUCUCGGUUUCAUAUACUCGGAGUUCUGGUAGGAAUUGAAUCCUUUUCUGUAUUCGCGGUCUUUGCGCCAUCUAUGAAAGGACUACUGGACUUUCUUAAUAUUGUGUUUUGGGAUUCACAUACAGAUUACUUUCCGGUUGUACCUAGAGAUACCUGGUUACUGAACAAAAUGAAUCUCUCUUUUCAAUGAUGAACAUUCUACCAACAUAUCAUUAUGAUACGUGCAUUGUGAUAGUUUCUCCUUUAAAUUAUCACUGAGCCACAUCACGUGUAGAUAGCGGAUAGAUAACGGAAUUAGAAGUUGGUCGACGU
Molecule: messenger RNA, 2459 nt
Organism: Botrytis deweyae
Lineage: Eukaryota; Fungi; Ascomycota; Leotiomycetes; Helotiales; Sclerotiniaceae
Exons: 3
Coding region: 1-1935 (644 amino acids)
Biological process (GO): protein transport to vacuole involved in ubiquitin-dependent protein catabolic process via the multivesicular body sorting pathway
Cellular component (GO): ESCRT-0 complex
Molecular function (GO): protein binding
Source: RefSeq, a predicted model, not a curated record